This is a messenger RNA of Lathyrus oleraceus (garden pea), 2680 nucleotides long. RefSeq names its product nibrin homolog. Gene Ontology annotation, molecular function: damaged DNA binding; protein binding. The coding region runs from base 99 to 1763 and encodes 554 amino acids. The transcript is spliced from 14 exons. NCBI's taxonomy places the organism in Eukaryota, Viridiplantae, Streptophyta, Magnoliopsida, Fabales, Fabaceae. Gene Ontology annotation, biological process: mitotic G2 DNA damage checkpoint signaling; double-strand break repair via homologous recombination. Gene Ontology annotation, cellular component: Mre11 complex. The record is from RefSeq and is a predicted model, not a curated record.
UUUUCUAAUUUAAAUUUUACAUUGACCCUAUAUCGUUUCGUCUUUAACCUUUCUCACCACUAUUUUGCUGCUUCAGUGUUCCAAGAAGAAGAAGAAUCAUGGUCUGGGGUCUCUUCCCCGUAGAAGAUCCUCUUUCCGGUGAAGAUAAUUACUACAUUUUCAAAACUGGAACUUACAAAGUUGGUCGUAAAGGUUGUGAUGUGAUCAUCACUAAGGAUAAAGGGGUUUCUCGGGUUCAUGCAGAAAUAGUUGUUAAUACAAUGAACAUGUCAAAUCCUCAACAAAAUGUACAGAUAAGAGACUGCUCCAAGUACGGAACAUUUGUCAGCAAGAAUGUUGGGAUUAAGAAAAAAGUUCAUGAGUUACCAAACAAAGAAACAGCAUUACAUGAUGGCGACCUUGUUUCUUUUGGCACUGGUAGUGCUACCUACAAGUUUUGCCAUGUCCCCCUCAUUUUUUUCAUCUGUCCCUCAAAUAAAGUGGAUCGAUCUUUGGCAAAGAAAAUUUCAUCAAUUGGUGCUAGUAUUGCUCAUACCUUAAAUGAAGAGUGCACACAUGUGCUAGUAGAUCAACUCACGCCCUUAAAGAAGGAUCUUGUUGAUGCAGUUGUUGCAAAAAAACCUUGUGUUCUCAAAACUUGGCUCGAGUUUUUUGCAGAAAAGAAAAUUAGCAAUGAAAUUCCGAGCAGUCAUUCACAUAUUCCAACAGUGUCAGUGGAAGGAGCAUCUAUCAAAGUUGUUGAUCCCAAAGCCCGUGAAAACUGUUUGAAAGGAUACACUUUUGUGUUGGAAUCUGUGCAUUUGUAUAAAUUUGGGGAUCAGCUAAAGUCUUUACUGGAAGUAGCUGGUGCUAAAACCAUUUCAUUUCAAGAAUUCUCUUCAAUUAGCCAAGGAUCAGAUUAUGGAGAUGAUAAUCGUAUGGUUUGUAUCAUCCCAGAAGGAGCGGCAUGCAAGCCUGAUUUUAUUAAGUUAUUAAGUUCCUUGCAAAAAGUCAAUGAGAUGGGUAUAAUAAAUGCUGCUCUCAGUGGAGAUCUAGACCUGUCUAUUUUAAAAUCACCGUGCGUGCUUAUCUCAUCGUCAUGCUCUACAGACGAGACAAUUGUAGCAGAUUCAGAUGCUGAAGUUGAAACAGCCACAUCACCCAUUGCAAGUGAGGCAUUAUGUGGUGGAAAUAAUGUAAAAUAUGUAAAAACAGAAGAAAUAAAUGAUGAUGAUGAUGGUGAUGAUUCCAGCGCUUCGCUCAAGAGAAAAGAUGAGAGAAUGGAACCAAUCUUAGAUGAUAUUUCUACCAGUUUGGAUGAAAUAAAACGUGCAAAAGCAGACAUAUCCCUGGAUACUUCUAUCCGAUCUGAUACGUAUGCUACCAGCUUCAAGGAUGGCACUGGCGGUAUCGAAGUGAAGAAAGACAAGGUUGAUGAUUAUGGAAGUGGAAACUCAGAUAUUGUUUACAGCCAAAAUUUAGUUGUUCGAGAUAUAAAUACACUAACAAACAGAAUUUCUGCACCAAACAGCAGCGUUCCAAAUUUCAAACGAUUUAGAAAGCCACAAACUCAAUCUGGAAAUAGUUUCAACAACCUUGUUCCAUAUGCAAAAUAUCCGUACAAGGAUUCUGGCUAUGGAAAUGAUGAGACAGCUGAAUAUGUGAAGGAGGAAAAAAGGCGAAAACAAAGAGAAGCCGUGGCUGAUGAUCUAUUUAAUAAUCAGAAGGCAAAAAAACGAGGCACAGCCGGUUCUCUUCGCGGCAUGCUUACUAGUACUAGAUAAACAUUCAAACUGCAAAGGAGGUGUGCAUGUCAAGCAUGGAAGAACUUGAGUGGCUGUGAUAUAUGAGGCAUGCUCAUCUAAAUUUUAGAAGACCAAGUGAAUUGAGUUCUAAGAAUUUAGUGUAUGACCUUCCUAAACUGAAUGCAAACACAUGUGAAACUUGUUUAAAAGGCAAACAAAGUAGACUUGCUUUUGCAUUAGACAUGCCUAAGAGAUCAAAUGAUGCACUAAAGGUUGUGCAUUUUGAUAUAUGUGCUUUUGAAGUAUCAUCACUAGGUGGAAACAAGUAUUUCAUCACUUUUUUGAUGAACAUAUAAGAAUGUUGUGGCUGUAUACCAUUAAAUUAAAAAAUGAGAUAGUUGAAGUGUUCAAGAAAUUCAAAAUCUUCAUUGGGAAGGAGAGUGAGAAAACAAUAAAGGUUUUAAGGAGAGUGGGAACACAUAUGAGACCACAGAGAACAAGAGAAGUUCCUAAUAGACUUGCAGGUUGGGAACUAUUAUCUAAUAAUACAGUCAGUAAUGAUGACGAUCUUAUACAUUUUGCUUUGCCGGCUGAUGCUGAAUCAAUGUGCCAUAAUGAGGCAAAUAAGAAUAAGGUCUAAAGGAAGACCACAAUGAAGGAACUUAGGUCAAUUGAGAAAAGUCACACUUGGAAGCUAGUAAAUUCACAACAUUGUUUAUGCCUUAUUACCAGAUAUAUAAUGUGAAUAUGCUUGCACUCCAAAAAUGUCUACUACAAGAAAGUGAUAAAAUAUAUGUGAAAUUAUAUCUGAUUGUUAUUCUUCUCGUACUUCAUUUGGUCUUUCAAACUUUUCCAACUAAAUGAUAUGUUGGGUAACCUGAAUUACAAGUUAUUUGAUAAUUGAUGAUAAGUUGAGAGAAAAUUAGAGAGUGAUUAAAGGAAAAUAGUUUAUUGAA